Molecule: messenger RNA, 1270 nt
Organism: Meira miltonrushii
Lineage: Eukaryota; Fungi; Basidiomycota; Exobasidiomycetes; Exobasidiales; Brachybasidiaceae
Exons: 1
Coding region: 23-1156 (377 amino acids)
Biological process (GO): mRNA splicing, via spliceosome
Cellular component (GO): U2-type spliceosomal complex
Molecular function (GO): RNA binding
Source: RefSeq, a predicted model, not a curated record
UUCGGACAACCACGACAAUAAGAUGCCAUCAAAUAACGGCAAACAAGCCGGCAGGGUUGCACGAGCAGCAACACGGUAUAGACCGGGAAAAGCGCCAACACAAAUCGGACUUGGAGAGACAUAUUCAUCGGAUGAAGAAGAAGAUAAAAAUACACAACAAUCCGAAAGUGGUCCUUCGGUAGAGAAGAGACAGGCUGCUACUGUGAUUAGUACGGGAGAUGGAUCACAGACAUACAAGUCGAUGGACAUAAGAUUGCAGCCGAAAAACGAAGCGAAGCCCGAACAGGAAGAUGAAAGCAGCGAAUAUGAAACGGAUACGGACGAAGAACCUGCUAUAUCAAAUAAACCAGUCUUUCGCAAGCCGGGCAGUGGUCCAUCUAUGCAGCCCAGCACUACAAAGAAGCAAUCAUCCUCUGAAUACGAGACUGACAGUGAAGAGGAAGAGUCCUCUUCAGAGGAUGACCGGCCUCAAAUGAUAAAGCCGAUUUUUGUCCCAAAGAAUAAGAGAGGGAAAGAGGGCAAAGCAGGGAAAACACAAGAAGACGUUGAUGCUGAAAAGGCUGCAGAGGAUAAAGCCAGACGGGAGGCUGAGACGAGAAAGAAACAAUCACACAUGAUGGCAGCCGAAAGAAUACGACAAGAGCUACAAGAGAAAGAACAUGAAGAAAUGUUGCCAGAUUUAUCGGAUACGGAUGAUAAAGAUCCUGAAGGUGAAUUUGCUGCAUGGAGAAUAAGAGAAUUAACAAGGAUAAAACGUGAAAGGGAAAUACUCAAAGCAAAAGAGGAAGAAAGAGCAGAAAUAGAAAGGAGAAGAGCGAUGCCGGAAGAAGAAAGGUUGAGAGAAGAUUUAGCCAAAGCUGCUGCUUCUCGUGCAGAAAAGGAAAGGCAGAGAAAGGAAGGAGAGCAACAAGGUUUCAUGCAGAAGUACUAUCAUAAAGGUAGCUUCUUUCAAGAUUUGGAUAUUUUGAAAGGUAGAGAUUAUUCGGCCAUGACUGAAUCAGCUGCCGAUAAAAAGAAUUUGCCAGAUGUAAUGCAAGUUCGUGAUUACGGCAAAAAGGGUAGAAGCAAGUGGACGCAUUUGACAAACGAAGAUACAUCCCGUCCACGUCAAGAAGAUCCACGAUUCAAAGGAAUGAGUGGGGUGAAGGACAGAUAACGGGGAACACUUAGAUAACCUCUAUCUCAAACUGGUGUAUAUUAGUUCUGUAUUUUAUGCAAUGCAUUUUCUCUCGCUGAUCUUCCAUUAAAGAAGGACAGCAAGUAUACUGUU